AUGCCUGGGGAUCAACAGGGAAAACUCGCCUGACGGCAAGCCAGAGUGGCAGGAGUUGUCCUUGGUGUCGCAUCUUAGCUCCUCAGGCUGCCAUGGGGAUCCCCAAGACCUUCCUGCUCGUCCUCCUCGGGAUCUGGCUCUGCCUCACAGGUUCCCAAGCCCUACAAUGCUACAGCUUCGAGCACACCUACUUCGGGCCCUUCGACCUCAGCUCCAUGACAUUCCCCAGCGUCUCCUGUCCUCAGGGGUGCUCUGAGGCGAUGCUGCUGCUGGAUACUGGACGCGUCCAGUGCCACCAGGACCAGAGCGUCUGUUUCCAGGGCAAUGGCCAGAUGAACAUUGGCAACUUCUCGGUGCCCGUGUACAUCCGGACCUGCCACCGGCCGUCCUGCACCACCAUGGGUACCACCAGCCCCUGGACGUCCAUCGACCUGCAGGGCUACUGCUGCGAGGGUCACCUCUGCAACAGGGACUCGGUGACACAGACCCUCCCCGGCGUCACGUCCCCAGCCCCUCCCCGGGCUCCCCGAAUCCUGAUCCUGCUGCUUGUUGCUCCACUACUGGCCAUCGCUCUGGGAGGGUCCUUCGGGAUCCCCGCGUAGACAGGGCCUCCAGGAUCGCUUCGCUUUUCGCCACUCGAGAAGCCCCUAGUGUGGUGGGCUCCCUUAAAAAAAUGGCAUCAAAAUAAGAACCUCACCCCUGUCGCUCUAGCCGCAGCCUUCCAUCCCUCUAACCAUCCUUCCUUCCUCCCGGCCACUGUCCCCACCUCCUGAAGGCCCGUGUACCCGGGAACUAAUCAAUGCAUUGAUUGAGCGAGGCCCCUCAAAAUCCAACCAGCUUUCAACAGAGCCACCCUGCUCAGGAAGCCUUCAACGCGUGAGCCUUUUGUGACACCUCACGGCCCAACCGUGCCACUCGCCUUUAAAACCAUUUCUCACAAGAGUGAUGGUAAUCCCAGCACCCAAGAGGCUGAGGCAGGAGGAUCACUACUUCAAGGCCAAGCUGGACUACACGGCAAGAAAUUAGGUCCGGCCUUGAGCUAUACUGUGAGACCAGUCAGGAGGGGACAGCACACCUUUAAUCCCAGCACGCUGGAGGCAGAUGUAGACGGG
Cricetulus griseus (Chinese hamster) is the source of this 1112-nucleotide messenger RNA. Lineage: Eukaryota; Metazoa; Chordata; Mammalia; Rodentia; Cricetidae. The record is from RefSeq and is a predicted model, not a curated record.